Fraxinus pennsylvanica is the source of this 1434-nucleotide messenger RNA. Lineage: Eukaryota; Viridiplantae; Streptophyta; Magnoliopsida; Lamiales; Oleaceae. The record is from the annotation of a GenBank genome assembly.
AUGAUUGAAAACAGAUUAAUUUCACUUCUGAGGAAAACUAAAUCCUUCAGCAAAAGUUUUUUGUCCUCAAAUCAGAGGGAAUGGAAAACAUUUUCCACUGUAAAUGGAUUAUCAAAUGAAUCUUCAUUGUUAAUCCAAUCGAGAUUUCACCCUUCAUUUCCGGACCUUAUUCCUGCUUCCAGAAAUGCCGUUACACGAAAUUUUCUUAUCCACGGUUUCAGAAGCUUUCAUCGUAACAAUACCAAGAACUUUUAUAUGCGAUCGUUCAGGAAUUUCUCCACUGCAGCAUCUAUAUCUGUGAAAAAAACAGAAGGUUUAAAGCUUCUUGUAACUGCUGGACCCCAUGCUCAGAAAGCUGUUGGUAUUUGGCUUUUUGUAUCUGCUGCUUGGGUCUUUAGUAUGGUAGUACUUGGUGGUAUCACACGUUUGACUAGAUCUGGUCUUUCAAUGACUGACUGGAAAUUCACUGGAAGCCUUCCUCCUAUCUCUGAUGAAGAAUGGUUAAUUGAGUUCGAGAAAUACAAGCAAUCCCCUGAGUACAAUCGUGUAAAUAAAGGGAUGAGUCUUGCUGAUUUCAAGUUCAUAUAUUGGAUGGAGUAUGCCCAUCGUAUGUGGGGAAGGGCGCUUGGUAUCAUGUUUGCCCUACCAUUUUCUUACUUUCUUCGGAAAGGAUACAUUACACCUCGACUGGGAUUUAGGCUCUGUGGGCUAUUUGCACUUGGUGCCGGGCAAGGACUGAUUGGCUGGUGGAUGGUUAAAAGUGGUCUAGAGGAACCCAAAUCUGAGUUUAGUGAACCAAGAGUGAGUCCUUAUCGCCUAGCAGCUCAUUUAACUUCAGCAUUUGUUAUUUACUCUGGCCUCUUUUGGACUGCUCUUUCUGUUGUUAUGCCUGAGCCUCCUGCUGAAUCCGUAGCCUGGGUUCAAGGGGCAGCUAAAGUUAAGCGUCUGGCCCUUCCAGUAAGUAUCCUAGUUGGAGUCACUGCAAUUUCAGGAGCAUUUGUUGCUGGAAAUGACGCUGGCCGUGCCUUUAAUACUUUUCCAAAAAUGGGCAAUGCGUGGAUUCCAGAUGAUAUUUUUACAAUGAAGCCACUCAUGCGCAAUUUUUUUGAGAAUACAUCAACUGUCCAGCUUGAUCAUCGAAUACUCGCCACUGCAACAUUGUUUUCAAUUUGUGGAUUAUGGUGGGUAACAAGAAAAAUAGAUAUACAUCCUGCAAUCCGGUCUUUAAUAGGAAGCACUGUUGGCAUGGCUGCUCUUCAGGUUACAUUGGGGAUAUCGACUCUUCUGUCAUAUGUACCAGUUUCAUUAGGCACAGCUCAUCAAGCUGGAGCUCUAACUCUUUUUACUCUGAUGAUUCUUCUUAAUCACACUGUGCGACGACCUUCAUUGUCACUUCUCAAAACGCUACCUUCAGUAGCUAAGACGACGUUAUAG